AUGUCUGUCAUCCAUUCUGAAACAGACACCUAUGACAUUAUUCAGAUUCUGGGCAAAGGGACGUUUGGUGAGGUGGCAAAGUGCUGGAAGAGGAGCACCGGCCAUUUUGUUGCCAUCAAGAUCCUCAAAAGUGACUCAUAUAGAGCUCGUAUCAUCAAAAACGAAUUAAAAAUGUUAAGAGUGCUGGGGUCAGUGGACCCUGACCAAUACCACUUCAUCCGAUUCUACGAAUGUUUCCAUGAUGAUGUAAAGUCAUACUUGGUGUUUGAGCUCAUGGAACAGAACAUAUUUGAGUUCCAGAAGGAGAACAACUUUGCCCUCCUCCCAGCCAGGCACAUACGGACAAUUACCACCCAGGUCCUGAGGGCACUCCAGAAACUUAAAGACCUAUCAAUCAUCCAUGCUGACCUCAAACCAGAGAAUAUCAUGAUCAUUGACCAGAAGCGAUUCCCCUUCCGUGUGAAAGUGAUUGACUUUGGAUCAGCAAGCAUAUUUCAUGAGGUGCGGUACGUUAAAGAACCGUACAUUCAGUCCCGCUUUUACCGCUCACCUGAGAUUCUCCUUGGCCUUCCCUUCUGCGAGAAGGUGGACAUGUGGUCCCUGGGCUGCGUGAUGGCAGAACUGCACCUGGGCUGGCCCCUUUACCCUGGCAACAGUGAGUACGACCAGAUCAGGUACAUUGUUGAGACACAAGGGCUGCCCAAGGACCACCUCCUGAAUGCAGCCACCAAGGCCAACCACUUCUUCAGAAGGAACCCCCGGCAGCACUCCGCCCAUCAGUGGCAGCUCAAGUGCGCCACUGACUACCAGGCCGAGACCAUGGUCCAACCACUGGAGAGACGAAAAUAUGUGCUAAAGUCCUUGGACCAACUGGAGACUAUUAACAUCACCAAGACCGUCUUCCCAGAUGAUGAGGUCAUUGCUGAGUUUCACGAUCGCAAAAAUAUGGUGGAGCUCAUCAAAAGAAUGCUUACCUUGGACUCCCACGAGCGUAUCACACCCAGUGCAGCGCUGAAGCAUCCCUUUGUCACUAUUCAGCAGCUCAAAAUGACCCACGAACACACCAGAUAUUACGACCUAUCAAUCCAAGGCCUCAACGCGGCUCUGAACUGUGACAGGAGGGUGCUGGCUGACCACCAUUACUACAACACGGCCGACGAGGUCUACUACCCAAACUCUGAUUACUACGAGUGCCGGCAGUCCCACCACAUCCCCAGCAUCAGCUCAAUGCAGAGGGCCAUUGACAAGAUGGACAGCUUGACCAUUGAGGAGCCGGGAGCCCUGAGCAUGUGGCCUGAUGGAGCAGGGAAUGCGGGCUACCAGCCUUCCACCUCAAAGGCAGGCAGUUCCACUUGCCUACCCCAUUCGUACCAUCAGGGUGCUUGCUGUAGGGCCAGCCAUCCUUCACAUCGGCACAGGAAAGAGCCUGCCAUGGGCUAUUACACCAACCGAUGUGGAAUGAAGCAGCGGAAGGCUCCUCACCAUUCCCAGUCAGAUCCGAGCUUUGGGAAUGUGAUUCUGCUGGGGCAGGAACCUUCUACAGAGGCUAUCAACUGGGAGGAGGAAGAAACAGAGGCCAUCUUCUCCACAGCCUCGUCAUCAGCCCAGGAGGCAGACCGGCCCGAGGAGCUGCUGGCAACCAAACAGCCUUCAGGUCCUGAGGUAAACCCGGUGAAAGCACAUGGCAAUCGUGGGGUGCUGCCAGGGUGUUCAGGCAGCAACCAGCUCUACAAACGGUUAAUCGAGUACUUUAUUGGCAAAGGUGCAGCGGGUAAAUACUGCAAAAUUCAGCGGAUGUUUGGGUUUGGAAAAAAUGAAACUGGGACUAAAGUUUUCAGGGUUUUUGCUUGUUUCUUCGCUGGGCAACAGGAGUGGGCAGUGAACACAAUGGCAUUAGUACAGUGA
Messenger RNA from Rhincodon typus (whale shark), 1905 nucleotides. RefSeq names its product homeodomain-interacting protein kinase 4-like. NCBI's taxonomy places the organism in Eukaryota, Metazoa, Chordata, Chondrichthyes, Orectolobiformes, Rhincodontidae. The record is from RefSeq and is a predicted model, not a curated record. The coding region runs from base 1 to 1905 and encodes 634 amino acids. Gene Ontology annotation, cellular component: nucleus; cytoplasm. Gene Ontology annotation, biological process: peptidyl-serine phosphorylation; peptidyl-threonine phosphorylation. Gene Ontology annotation, molecular function: protein serine/threonine kinase activity; ATP binding; protein tyrosine kinase activity. The transcript has 2 exons.